UCAUAUCAUCAGUAAGUUAGAGUUACGCCAUGUUCGAUUUAAUCACCUCAUGCUAGUACUUUUUUGGUCUACCUCUACCUCUUCUGAAACCAUCCAUAGUCAACUAUCUCACGACACUGAAACAUCCGUGCAUCAUCUCUUUUUAUAAUCGUACAAACUGAUCUCGCCUCCAUGCAUAACCUGUCCUCUGCCUAGGCCACUCUUAUAUUAUCCCAGAUAUCCUUUUUUUAUUUAAGAUUAUUGAAACAUAUUUAAUAUGUAGAAAUUUAGCUAGAAUUAUUUUAUAAGUAAAAAAUACAUAAUGAUCUGUAUUGUCCAUCAUUCAAUUUACAAAAAUGUCAAAUUAAAGAAGAUUCCAUUUCUCAAACCCUUCCCUAUAAAUAUAUACCCCAAGCCGUAACACGCUGAUCAUCAGCAAACAACUAAUUAUAUCACAUUAUCAUUUCCUCACAAAAAGAUUUCCUUGUUUCUUUUUAUCGAGCAAGACUGCAAAAAUGUCUUUAAUGCCUCUAUUUAACGGUCGCAAAAACUAUGCUCGCCGUGUACAAAAUCCUUCACCAGCCACGACAGUUACGCAUCAAUCUCAAGCAAAUCAGGAUCGAUCAAAUAAUUUUUAUGAUCGAGGUGAGCAAAAUGUUUACUAUCCAUCAACAAAAAUUUUUGCUCAUCAUCAAUCCCAAGAAAAUCAGGAUCAACACAAUCUUUAUGAUCCACGAACAACAAGAAUAACUCAACAAUCCCAAACAAGUCGAGGUCAACAAGAUCCUAAUAAUUAUCAUCCCUCUCAUGAAUUUUAUCUCGAAACCCCUCGAUCUCUCAUAGCACCAGCACUAUCAUUCCCACAAGAACCCCCAUUUCUAGCUCAAAUCCACUAUAAAGCAACCCCAGAAGCACAUGUGUUUAGAGCUAAUUUGCAUGGAUACAAGAAAGAAGAAGUGAAGGUACAAGUGGAGGAUGAUAGAGUCCUAAAGAUUAGUGGGGAGAAAAAAUUAGUACAAAAAGAAUAUGACGAUUGGCACCAUUUUCAGAGAAAAAUUGGGAAAUUUUCAACUGCUUUUAACUUGCCUGAGGAUGCUAGGGUUGAUAAAGUGAAAUCAUCGAUGGAGAAUGGAGUGCUUAUUGUCACUGUUCCUAAAAAGGGUGUCAAGAAAUCACACGUUAGAAUAGUUCAAAUACUCUGAUAUAUAUAUAUAUAUAUAUCUUGUCAAAAAAUGUUACCGUUGAAUUGUUAAAUAGAGGCCACAUACGUAUCUAUAUAUUAAUAUAGUGGUGUGAAAUAAGAAUGAAAAAAAUAAAGGGAAGUGUAAGGUCAUUAGUUAAUGGAGUCGAUUAGGUAUAUGCUUGUGUAAUAUUAUUAGUAGCUUACUCAGAAAUAGUGUAUUUUUCCCCAUAA
Capsicum annuum is the source of this 1393-nucleotide messenger RNA. RefSeq names its product 18.1 kDa class I heat shock protein. The transcript has a single exon. NCBI's taxonomy places the organism in Eukaryota, Viridiplantae, Streptophyta, Magnoliopsida, Solanales, Solanaceae. The record is from RefSeq and is a predicted model, not a curated record. The coding region runs from base 495 to 1181 and encodes 228 amino acids. Gene Ontology annotation, biological process: response to salt stress; protein folding; protein complex oligomerization.